Portunus trituberculatus (swimming crab) is the source of this 19359-nucleotide messenger RNA. It is a transcript of the gene LRP1, whose product is annotated as prolow-density lipoprotein receptor-related protein 1-like. NCBI's taxonomy places the organism in Eukaryota, Metazoa, Arthropoda, Malacostraca, Decapoda, Portunidae. The record is from RefSeq and is a predicted model, not a curated record. Gene Ontology annotation, molecular function: protein binding; calcium ion binding.
CUCAGUUCCUCUCGUGUGCCCGCGCGUAGAGCAGUAUGUGUGGCUCCUGCUCCUCGUGGCUGCGUCUGUGAGCUUUCCUCUUGUGACACAAUGGAAAGGGCGUUACUUAAAUUUCUCCUCACCGUUGGCUUCACAGCGGGCCUCAGCUUCAUGCCAGAGGUCCAGCAUAUGAAUCUUACUACUGGAGGAGUUCAGUGCACGGACCAACAGUUUGCCUGCCACGACGGACUCAAAUGCAUCCCAAAGUCCCAUAUGUGUGAUUUCUCCCCGGACUGUCUGGACGCGUCUGAUGAGCCUGAGGAUUGCCCGCCACGGGAGUGCACAACCUUCACGUGUAACAUCACAAGGAAGUGUCUGCCGCAGGGGUGGGUGUGUGACGGAGACUCGGACUGUGGCGCCGAGGACAAUUCAGACGAGGAUAACGCGCUAUGUAAGAAGGGGAACACCUGCCCUCUUAACUACUUCAGAUGCCAGGACGCCAUCACCUGUAUAUUCUUGAGGGAGGUGUGUGACGGACGCUCUGACUGCCCUGAUAACAGUGACGAGGGAAACUUCUGCGAGGAAACCAAUCUGUGUGAAUCCAAGACUUGUCACCAUGGCUCGCCCACCAAUGAGGGGCCACAGUGCUUCUGUCCAGACUGGCAGCAACCCAAUGGAACCACUUGUGUUGAUGCUAAUGAGUGUGAGAGGGAGGGUUCAUGUGACCAGGUGUGCACCAACAGGGACCAGGGCUUCUCCUGCUCCUGUGGUCUGGGCUAUGACCUGGUGGGCAUCUCACACUGCCGUGGCAAGAAUGUACCGCCCUAUGAGCCGGCCACGCUCCUCUACGCCAGUAACUCUGGUCUGGCGCGGCUGUACCUCAACGGCACUGCCAUUCCCGGCAAGACACGCUUCAAUCUGAGGUUUGCUGUCAACAUGGACUUCAACCACAGGAAUAACUCGGUGUGCUGGGUCAACGCCAACAGCACCUGGUCAUCCUUUCAGUGUGCGUCGGCAGACAACCUCAACAACACGUGGCUCAUCCCGCAACCCUCCCAGCACGGCCUCGGCUAUGUGAAUGAUAUUGCGCAAGAUUGGGACGGGAACUGGUACAUCCUGGACCAGCGGGAGAUGAUCUUCCUGUGCAACGCCACCAUGCAGGUCUGCCUCACGCUGCUGGAUGGCAUGAUGAAUGAGCCGCGGGGCAUCGCUCUCGACCCCGUCACAGGGUACAUGUUCUUCACCAACUGGGGCACCAGACAACCCAUGCUGGAGCGAGCACUGAUGGAUGGCAGUGAGAAGAUGUCCCUCGUGAAUACCAAGAUUGUGUACCCGUUUGGCGUGACGGUGGACUUCCCCAACCAGCAUGUGUACUGGGUGGAUGGCUACCUCAGCCACGUGGAGAGAGUGGACUACAACGGCGAGAACAGACGCAUCAUACUAAAGCUCAAAACUGAUGAGAGUCCGUAUGGCAUCUCAGUGUUUGAAAACUUCCUAUACGUCACCAGCUGGAAGGACGACAGCAUUAAGCGCAUUUCGAGGUUCCAGGGCCACAAUGUCACCACCUUCCCCACCAACCUGAUGGAGCCAAUGCACAUACAUGUCUUCCACCGCCAGAGGCAGCCUGAGGUGAUUCACCCGUGUGGUCAGAGGAACGGUGGCUGCCAGCACAUCUGCAUUCCACUAUGGCAGGGCAGGCGACCUGUGGCCUCGUGUCGCUGCCAGCCGGGACACAUUCUGGUGCCUCAAGGAUCUGGAAACUGUGUAGCGUUUCAGCCUCAGGCCUUCCUCAUCUACGCCAAGGGCCGGCCAGGGAUGAUCAAAGGUCUCAAUCUUGACAGAGAAGAUAAUUCCGAGGUCAUGAUCCCCAUCACCUCCCUCACCCGCCCCACCACACUGGACUACGACGUGCGGACACAGUUUAUUUACUAUGCAGACAUUCAAAGAUUUGUCAUUGAGCGCAGGAAUCUCAAUGGAACGGUAAGGGAGGCUGUGGUGACCUCCGCUAUCUUCAACAUUGAAGGGCUGGCAGUGGACUGGAUGGGCAGGAAUAUUUACUGGACGGACGAGGGAGUGUCCUCAAUAUAUGUUUGCUCAAUGGAAAACCCAGAAAAACGCAAGAUGUUGCUGCACGGAAACCUGACCAAUGCCCGAGCCAUCGUGCUAAAUCCCCGGGAUGGCUACAUGUACUGGUCUGUGUGGCACUUCACCUCCCGAGGCAGGCAGGCCUCCACUGCCAGCCAGAGUGUCAUUGAGCGUGCCUGGAUGGAUGGCUCUCAUCGGGAGCCCUUUGUCAUUUCUGAGUUACAGUGGCCCAACGGCCUCACUAUUGACUUUAAGGAAGGCUAUCUGUACUGGUGUGAUGGCUAUCACAGAGUGAUUGGGAGGGUGAAGCUGGAUGGCACUGGGCGGGAGGUGGUGUUGAGAGGCGCAGUGUUGAGUCACCCAUAUGGCAUUGCCUACCAUGAAGGCUUCAUCUACUGGUCAGAGUUCCAGAGUGGUGCCAUUAAGCGGGUCAAGCUGGGCGGUGACAAAGACCCCGAGCAGCUCAAGCAAGAGAGCCCGUACAUAUUUGAUCUGAAAGUCUUCACCAACAGCAGCCAGCAAGAUGGCAAUGACUGCACAAGUGGAGCCUUGCAGUGUGCAGACCUGUGCCUGGCCACCCCAGAGGGCCCUGUGUGUGCCUGUGCCAAGGCUCGCCACCCUGACCCCAGUAAUCCCAAGAAGUGUAUCACCAUUGUUGAUUUCACUGAACCAAGCCUGUGCAAUGUGAGAGAGUUCCAGUGCAAGAAAAAUCUCCGUUGUAUCGACAAACGUUACAUCUGUGACGGCGACAAUGACUGCAUGGACGGCAGCGAUGAAGACUCUUCUCCCGGUGGCAUAUGUGAGCAUGCCCAGUGCAAAGGCGACAUGUUCAAGUGCGGGAACAACCAGUGCAUUGAUCCCCACUGGGUGUGUGACGGUGACAAGGACUGCGCCAAUGGUUUAGACGAGAGUGAGGAGCAGUGUCUCGUGCCGUACUGCUCGGCCGACAAGUUCAGGUGCAAGAUAUCUGGCCACUGCAUCCCUCACUCGUGGGUGUGCGACAUUGACAGGGACUGCGGUCCAGACGAUGACUCAGAUGAACACUCAACUUGUGAUUAUGCAGAGUGUGAUGCAAUGGAUUUCAAGUGUGACAACAAGCGGUGCAUUAAGUCUCUCUACGUGUGCGAUGGCGACGAUGAUUGCCGGGACGAGAGUGAUGAGAAAUUCUGCCACCAAAUCUGUGCCAACACCACAUCAUCAGGCACUGCUGUAUCCCCACUCUGUGCCAAUGUGUGCCGGAACAUCACAGACCCAGCUCUGUGUGCUGACACUGUAGGCUGCACACCUUGUAGUGGCUUCACCACCUGCCUGGCAGUGUACCAAAUGUGUGACAAGGAGCUCAACUGUCCAGAUGGCAGCGAUGAGACCAACUGUGAGGAAGUGACAUGCUCCGAGAGUGAGUACAUGUGUCUCAGGACGAGAGAGUGCAUUCCCAAAGACCUCAAGUGUGAUGGAAACCCUGACUGCAUUGACCAGUCUGAUGAAGCGUCGUGUGAAAAUAUUACCUGUUCACACAGUGAUUGGAAAUGCACCACCAAGCACCAGUGCAUCCCUGAAAUAUGGAAGUGUGAUGGAGAGAAGGACUGUCACGACGGCACUGAUGAAGAGAACUGCCAAAACACUACCAUCAAGUGCCCCUUGCCAGGCCACGUAUGUGACAAUUUCACUCGUUGCGUCCAGCCCGACACCCUCUGUGACGGACACAACCACUGCAAGGAUGGCAGUGAUGAGGGCGGGCGCUGCGGAGAGUCUGACUGUGAGGUGAUGGAGUGUGAGAAGAACUGCACUCAGGGUCCAGGUGGGCCUGUGUGCACCUGUCCUGCCGGACAGACUUUGCUGUCUGACGGACGGAUGUGCUCACUCCUUCACCCCUGUGAUGAAUGGGGCACCUGCUCCCAGAAGUGUGUGCCCACCAGACACAUGUAUAAAUGUACCUGUAUUGAGGGCUACAUGAUAGAGGCUGACCACUUCACUUGCAAAAGUACAGAUCCUGCCAUUCCUUAUGCCAUCUUCAGCAACCGCCAUGAGCUUCUCAGCAUCACGCUCAACAACAAAGGCAUGGGCGUCAAGGCGCUCAUCUCCUCCCUCAAGAACACCAUCGCUCUCGACUUUUUCCACUCUGAUGAGGGAGAUGCCAUAUUCUGGACUGACAUUGUGGAUGAUAAGAUUUACAAAGGAACUCUCUUGGCUGGAGUGCUUACCAACAUAGAGGUGGUGGUGCAGACAGGGCUGUCCACCGCUGAGGGGCUGGCGGUGGACUGGAUGGCCGAGAACCUGUACUGGGUGGAGAGCAACUUGAACCAGAUUGAGGUGGCUAAGCUCAACGGCUCAUACAGACGAACACUCAUCACCUCAGACAUGGAGAACCCCAGAGCCAUCUCUCUCGAUCCCAGAGUUGGCAUGGUCUUCUGGACUGACUGGGAGAAAGACAAGUCCAGAAUUGAGUCGAGCAGCAUGUCGGGGGAGGGGCGGCGUGUGGUGGUGUGGAUCAAUGAGGCGGCGGGCGGUGGCUGGCCCAACGGACUCACCCUGGAUUAUGCCCUGCGCCGGAUUUAUUGGACCGAUGCUAAGUCCGACUCCAUCCAUACUGCUUUCUACGAUGGCUCAGAUCAAAGAACGAUCAUUCAGAAGCACCACCUCCUGUCUCACCCCUUCGCCAUCACACUGUAUGGCAACUAUGUGUACUGGACCGACUGGAAAACUAACUCUGUCAUUAGAGCCAACAAAUUCCACGGGACAGAUGUGGAGGAUGUGGAGCGGACCAUCACCCAGCCAUUUGACAUCCAGAUCCUUCACCCGAGCCGCCAACCACGAGAUGGGCCUAAUCCGUGCAAGGUUAACAAUGGUGGUUGCUCUCACCUGUGUCUGCUGAGCUUCAAUGGGACCCGCCAAUGCAACUGCCCGCACAUCAUGAGUCUCGGCCCAAACAACAUGACUUGCAUUCACAAUGAGGAGGUGCUGCUGCUUUCCCUUGGUGAUGAGAUCCGAGGGGUUGACCUGACCAAGCCCACACACGACAUCAUUCCCCGCAUCCCGUCCCCUAAGGUGAAGAAUGUCCUAGCCAUGGACUUCUACGCCAGCAAGAAGAGAAUAUACUGGGCUGAUGCUGAAGUCAAUAAAGUGAUGAGGGUGAGUCUGACUGGCUCCCUCAUUGAGACUGUCAUUGACACCGUGCUCAUUGCUCCCUCGGGUCUUGCCAUCGAUUGGCUGUCAGGGAACAUGUUUGUCACCUCCCUGGGGGCCACAAAGCAGAUCAGUGUGGCAACCUUGGAUGGUGAAUUUUUGAUACCGAUCAUAAAAGACAAUCUAACCUACCCCUUGUCCCUUGCUAUAGAUCCAUUCAAUGGUAGGAUCUUCUGGUCAGACAUUGGGGAGAAUGAAGGAGUGUUCAUGGCAACGAUGGUGGGGAGUAACGUGACGGUGGUGUCCUCGCCGACAAGUAACAAGUUGCUGUCCAAUGCCUCCAGCCUCUCCUACGACUCAAAGGACAGGCGUCUCUAUUGGGUCAACCUGGGCACAAACACCAUUCAGUACAAAGAUCUGGUGACAAACAGAUUGUUCAACCUUGAGCAUCGCCCUUCUGAUUAUGUAAGCAGGCCAGAAGCCUUUGUUGUUUACCAGGAUUUUGUUUACUUUGCCAAUAGCUCAGGCACUAUUUGCAAGAUGGACAAGACUACUGGGAAUCGGUUUGAAGUGGUCAGGUCUGGACUGGGGAAGAUUCUGUCCCUUAAGAUAUACGAUGCGUCAGUGCAGAACGGCAGUAACGCCUGCACACAGAACAGCCUGCCGUGUGCUCACCUGUGCCUGCCCACACAGAAGACCACCAAGGAAUGCCACUGUGCUGUUGGCUACAAGGUGGACAGAAAGGUCCACACGCGGUGCAUUGGGGACGAUGGCAUUCUCAUAUACUCCAGUGAUGCUGGACUCAAUGGACUGAGUGUGAUAUCUCCUCUGACAGUCGGGGAGGCCCUGACCUCCAUACCAGCUGUGGGGUCGGCUACAAGGCUCGAUUUUGACUCAAAUCAGGACCUAAUUGUGUGGGCGGACAGCAACAGGGGAACCAUCACCACCAUUGGCAGGGACGGCACCAACCGGCAAGUCAUCGUGAAGGACUCCAAGGGGGUGGAGGGCAUUGCAGUGGACUGGGUGGCCAACAACCUAUAUUGGACAAACCCUCGAGACAACGUCAUUGAAGUGUGUCGCCUCAAUGGCUCUGAGCACUUUGUAAUCCUUGCCAAUGAUCUGGAGGAGCCAGGAGCCAUUGUUGUGGUCCCCAGCACUGGCCACCUGUAUUGGGUGGACCACGGCGCCAACGGGGCAAGGAUUGAACGAGCAACUCUAGAUGGAGGGAACCGGAGCAUUCUGGUGAACGAGUCACUUCAGUACCCAGUGGACUUGGCAGUGGAUAUUAGUGGCAACCACCUGUACUGGGUGGACCGCAGAGCCAAGACGCUAGAGCGGAUCAACCUGGACGGCACAGGUCGGACGGUCUUGCUGGACGAAGCAACUCUCCAGCAGCCUGUGGCCGUCUUUGCCUACAGUAACAACAUCUACUGGGCUGACAAAGGGUACGCAGGCGGCUCAGUGAGGACAGCUCCCGAGGACAACCUGGGGCGGGUGUCGACCCUGAGGGACAGCCUGGGGGACUCUGUGAAGGACAUCAUCAUCAUGAACUCGAACACCCAGAUUGGCAUCAACCAUUGUGCCAUCAACAACGGUGGCUGUGAGGAACUCUGUCUCUACAAUGGCACACACGCCAACUGCAAGUGUUACCAUGGACAGGUUGAUGCCAGUGGAAAGUCGUGUAAAGAGUACGAGGCUUUCCUCAUGUUCUCGACCAUCACUGCCAUUGACAGCGCUCACAUGUUUGAUGAAAAGGAACCUAACACUCCCUUGAAGAAGAUCACCUCCAACCUCAUGAAGAAUGCCGUCAGCUUGACCUUUGAGUAUUCCACCAAACGUGUUUUCUACUCGGACAUCCAGAAGGGAAGCAUCAACACAGUGUUUUUCAAUGGAUCUGGCCAUGAUGUCCUUGUUGAGAAGCAGGGUUCGGUGGAAGGACUGGCGUUUGAUGAGAAGGAGCGAGAUCUUUACUGGACCUGCCAGAGUGACCCGGCCAUUAACCGCAUGAGUGUGGACUCCAGCAAAAGGUUGAAGUGGGUGGAAAAAAUAGUCCACCUUGAGUCGGGGGACAAACCAAGGGGCAUUGUGGUUGACAGCUGUGAACGCCAGAUCUACUGGACUAACUGGAACUCCGAGGCUCCGUCCAUCCAGCGCUCCUACGUGGACGGCAACGGCCUGAAGUCCAUCGUCACCACACACAUCCGCAUGCCCAACAGUCUAGCAAUUGACCACAUGGCGCAGAAGCUGUACUGGGGAGAUGCACGCCUGGACAAGAUUGAACGCUGCAAUCUGGAUGGCUCUGACAGGGUGAUACUGCUCAAGAUCACUCCCAGCCACCCGUUUGACCUUGCGCUGUAUGGGGACUAUAUUUUCUGGACUGACUGGGUGCUGCGUGGUGUGGUGCGCGCCAACAAGUACACUGGGGAGGAGGUGGUGAGGCUGCGCAAGAAUGUGGAUUGGCUGAUGGGCAUCGUGGCUGUGGCCAAUGACACCAAUGCAUGUGAUGCCAACCCAUGUCACAUCCUCAAUGGUGGGUGUGAGGACAUCUGCCAGCUGGAUGAGCGGGCGCAGGUGCAAUGCCGCUGCUCACCCGGCCGGACACUGCUGGCUGAUGACCGCCGCUGUGCUGUCAGGGUUGCCAAUUGCACUGAAGACCAGUUUGAAUGCAGCGUUGGCUUCUGCAUCCCUUACACUUACUCCUGCGACGGAGUGGCUGAGUGUCCCGAUGGAUCUGAUGAAGAUGAGCAGCACUGCCUGACUCGCACCUGCCGGGAAAAUUAUUUUUCCUGUGGCAAUGGCCCCUGUGUGCCCAAGGAGUCCGUGUGUGACCGGCGCGCCAACUGCCCAAACUUCAAGGACGAGAGCGACUGUGAGUGCAAUGAGGAUGAGUUCCGGUGCCACACGUCAGGCUUCUGCAUCAACGCCGGCCUGAGGUGUGACUUUGACCCAGACUGUCCCGACGCCAGUGAUGAGAUGGGCUGUGAGAAGACUGACUGCUCUACCUACAUCCUGGAUGGGUUCAACAGCUCUGAUCUGAUAAAUUGUGCCAACACCACUCACUGCAUCCACCGCAAGUGGCUCUGUGACGGUGCCAAUGACUGCUGGGACAACUCGGAUGAGCUUAACUGCACCUCAAUAACUGAACCAGUGGAGAGCUCGUCCUGCCCCAAUGGAACCUUCCAGUGCAAGAAUGGGCGGUGCAUUGCUGUGAGCUUUGUGUGCAAUGGUGAGAACGACUGCCAGGAUGAGGAGGACGGAGGGCAGCCCAGCGAUGAAGCCACUUGUGUCUACUCUUGUGCUGAGGAGUAUUUCAAAUGUAAUGACAGCAACUGCAUCCCCCGGACGUGGGUUUGUGAUGGCCACAGUGACUGUCCGGAUGGCUCGGAUGAACCUUCUGACUGUGAGUCAAAGGUGUGCAAGAAGGAGGAAUUUAACUGUACCGGCACAGGACGCUGCAUCUCCAAGCAGUGGAUGUGUGACGGAGACUAUGACUGUGAGGGCGGGGAGGACGAGAACCCUCCUGAGGGCUGCCCUGAUCCCCCUCCACUCAUCUGUGCAGCCGGCCAAUUCUCCUGUCCUAUCUAUGACCGAUAUGACCGCCGCUGCAUCUUGGAGUCGUACUACUGUGACGGACACAAGGACUGUUGGGACGGCAGUGAUGAGCCGUCCUCUUGCAAUCCUCACACCUGCCUCAAGUCACAGUUCAGGUGUGGCGGCGACGUCCUCAAGUGCAUCCCGGAAGUGUGGGUCUGCAAUGGCCGGCCUGACUGUGACGACGCCUCGGAUGAAGCCAACUGCAGCACCAAUGUCACCACCCUGAACAGCAGCUACUGUCCCCAGGGAAUGUUCAGGUGUAAUAAUGGCAUCUGUCUUGAGUACGCCUACCUCUGCAAUGGCCAUGACGACUGUAGUGACUUCUCAGACGAGGACUUUUGUAAUGUGAAUGAAUGUGCAUUGCCAAACCAGUGCCAGCAUAAGUGUAUUGACAAGGCCAUCGGGUACUCCUGCCAGUGCCACGAGGGUUAUGUCAACAAUGUCAACGACUCGAGACAGUGUGAGGAUGUCAAUGAAUGUGAGGAGUCGCCAUGUGCUCACUUUUGCCACAACACACGGGGCUCCUACCACUGCAGCUGUGCCGAGGGCUAUGUGGCGGAGAACAACGGCCACAUAUGCCGAGCAAACUCCUCGGUGAAGCCCAAGCUAAUCUUCACGAACCGCUAUGUGAUUCGGGAGAUGAAUCUUGAUGGCAGCAACAGUCGGCCGCUGGUGGCCAACCUCACCAAUGCUGUGGGGCUCGACUAUGACAUCCAGGAGAACUGCAUCUACUGGUCGGACGUCACUCACAUCUCCUCCUCCAUCAAAAAAAUGUGCAACAACUCCAAGCCAGAGGUGUUGCAUUCAGCGGUGCAGAGUCCUGACGGCAUCGCACUGGACUGGGUUGGCCGCAACCUGUACUGGUGUGACAAGGGAAAGAACACCAUUGAAGUGUCCAAGCUGGAUGGGCAGUACCACAAGGUGCUUAUCAACCAGAACCUGCUGGACCCCCGUGCCAUUGUGCUGGAUCCCUACAAUGGGUAUUUGUACUGGACUGACUGGGGAAAUGAACCACACAUUGGCAAGGCAGGAAUGGAUGGAUCACAGCAGAAGAUCAUUGUCAGCAACUACCUUGCCUGGCCCAAUGCUCUCACAAUAUCCUACGUCACCAAGGAGCUCUUCUGGGCAGAUGCUCACCAGGACUACAUUGCCUGCUCAGACCUCGACGGCAACAAUAUAAAGAAAAUCAAAACGAGAGACUCGUCUCCCAGGCAUCUGCACCACAUCUUUGCCAUCACAGUGUUUGAGGACCACCUGUACUGGACUGACUGGGAGCUCAAAGGUGUCCUCAAGGCUGAGAAAUACACUGGCAAAAAUGUCCAAACCAUCUUCCACACCACCAACCGGCCCAUGGACAUCCAUGUGCAUCACCCUUACCGCCAGCUUCCCUUGAAGGACAACCCUUGCGAGAAUAAUGGAGGCUGCGACACCAUGUGCUUGCUGGCUCCAGGUGGCGGCAAGACCUGCACCUGCCCGGAGAACUUUGUGCUGGAGGAGGAUGGCGUGUCCUGCCGCAACAAUUGUGUCUCGUCCAUGUUUGUGUGUAAAGAUGUGUACAAGUGUAUCCCUUUCUGGUGGAAGUGUGACACUCAGGAUGACUGUGGGGAUAACUCUGACGAGCCAGAAGACUGUGCUCGCUUCAACUGCACGCCAGGCCAGUUCCAGUGUAACAACGGCACCUGCAUCCAUCCCUCACUGAUCUGCGACAACAUCAAGCACUGCCCUGAUGGUUCUGAUGAGCCCAACUGUGAUGAGUAUGUGUGUAUACCGUCGCAGUUCAAGUGUCCUCCGCACAAUGGUUCCCACGCAUACUGUAUUGGCAGCAGUCAUAAGUGUGACGGCAAGCAGGACUGUCCCGGCGGUGAGGAUGAGCUGGAUUGUCCGGUGAUGUCUUGUUCUGCCGACUGGUUCUCCUGCAACAACUCUAAGUGCAUCCCUGAGGUGUGGGUGUGUGAUGGUGACCAGGACUGUGUUGAUGGCUCUGAUGAGAUGCCGGACUGCAACACCCGCCAGUGUCCGGAGGGAAAGUUCAGGUGUAAUAAUGGCCGGUGCAUCCCUCGCUCCUGGAAGUGUGAUGGUGAGAAUGACUGCCCAAACCAGGAGGACGAGAACAAUGAGGAGUGCAAAGGAACCCACACCUGUGAACAUUCUCAGUUCAAGUGUGAUAACAGCAAGUGUAUUCCCUUCCAUUGGAAGUGUGACGGUGAGGAUGACUGCCUCGACCAGUCUGACGAAACUGACUGUCCUGAGAAGAACUGCACCAGCACAGAGUUCCAGUGUGAUGAUGGAAGCUGCAUAGACAAGAAAAAUAUGUGUGAUGCCAUUCAUCAAUGUAGUGACAACAGUGAUGAGAAGGACUGCCAAGUGUCAUGCAAUGAUAACAUGUUCAAAUGUAAGACACCACCACUCUGCAUAUACAAAUCCUGGGUAUGCGAUGAAGAUCCCGACUGCACUGAUGAAUCUGACGAACGAAAUUGCACUGGAACUUGUGGUCCGGACUACUUCCAGUGCAGCAAUGGCCAGUGUAUUGUCAACCUGUGGGUGUGUGAUGGUGAGAGUGACUGCACAGACAGUAGUGAUGAGGGUGAGGAGCUUUGUGCAAACCACUCCUGCUCACCAGGGAGAUUCAGAUGCAAAAACCACAAGUGCAUUGUUGAUGAUUAUGUAUGUGAUGGAAUACGUCACUGCUCAGACGGCUCAGAUGAGGAAUCAGAGAUGUGUAUGCUGGUGAACCGGUGUGGGCCGGGGGGUUUCCAGUGCAAGAAUGGCCAUUGUGUUGGUAACAUGAGUGUGUGUGAUGGAUUUGAUGACUGCACGGACAACAGUGAUGAACUCAACUGUAACACAGGAUGCAGGUUUGGUGAAUGUUCCCAAAUCUGUAACGUGAAGAUAGAUGGAAACCACACUUGUUCCUGUGCUCCAGGCUACUCUCACAACAGCUACUCACAGAAAAAGCAGAAGUCUUGUUCAGCUGAUGGCCACCUUGCAUACAUGAUUGUGGCAAAUGAUAACUUUCUACAGAAGCUGUCACCAUACAAACAUGGCAACUCGGCUGGAACUCUCCCCCUUACCACGCUGGAUAGCUCCAUCCGAAUCCACAGUGUUGAUGUGCUGUAUGGGGAAGAGCCCAUUGCCUUCUGGAGCAACCUGCACCACCACCAGCUGCAUGCCAUGGAGGUGCCCCGCCCCUUUGAGCAGGGCAGCUCAGUGACCCAAGGCACCACCCAGAACCACUCACGCAUCAUUCAAAAAGAACUCAAUUCACCGAUGGGAGUUGCCGUGGACUGGGUGGCCAAGGUGCUGUACGUUGUCAAUUCGGGUGACAGAACCAUCGUGGCCCUGUCCAUUGACGGCUCCAAGAAGGUCACCAUCAUCUCCACCGAGACAGAGCGCAUGUACGAUGUGGUGGUGGAUCCGCUCUCUGGACAACUGUUCUUUGGAGACUGGGGAGUACCAGCAAUCAAUGUGGCCAAGAUGGAUGGCAGACUGAACAGGCCGCUGGUGGUGAGUAACAUUCUGGCUCCAGCUGGCCUGGCUAUUGAUUACCCAACGCGUCGACUCUACUGGGCCGACAUGAAAACCAACAAGGUGGAGACAGUGAAGCUGGACGGUUCAGACAGACAGCUGGUGAAGCAUUUCAGCCACGAGGACGGCAUUCCAUUGAGUCUGGAUGUGUUUGAAGAUUUUGUAUACUUCACUACCCUGCAUACAAACACUGUCAACAACAUCAACAAGUUUGGGAACAACAACCCAGGCAUCAUGCCCAUCUCCCAGCACAGCAUGAAGGUCACGGAUGUGCUCAUUGUGCAGGAGCAAAAGCAGGACUACAGGAUCCCCAACCCAUGCAGCAAUGCCACGUGUCACUCCUCUGCUCUGUGCGUCCUGUCUGGGCCUGGGAGCUACUCAUGUCUCUGUCCUGAUGGCACGGUGAUAGAGACUGUGGGAGAUCACAUAGAGUGUCACUCACAAGUUGCCAGCAGUAGAGAUUGUAAACUUUUCUGCCUGAAGGGGAAAUGUAUCAUAACCGAUCAGGGCCCCAAGUGCCAGUGUGACCCCAAGUUUGACGGGGUGCACUGCGACCACUACAGAUGUUCUGGCUACUGCAAGAAUGGUGGCUUCUGCCAGGUGGAGUCUGACAAGCUGUCAUGUCACUGCACGGGCAACUGGACGGGGCCCCUGUGUGAGACUCCCAUGCCAACCUGUGAUAACUUCUGCGAGAACAAUGGCACCUGCCACGAGCUGAGCGGCAAGCCACCGUACUGCACCUGCAAUGCCAUGUUUACUGGUGACCGCUGUGACCAGUGCAAGGCUCUACCCUGUGAAAAUGGAGGCACGUGUCGCCUGAGGGUGAGGAACGGUACGUAUGCCGUCACCCCGAUGUGUUCCUGUGCCCCGGGCUACAAUGGGGUCUCCUGCACCUUGUCUGUGUGUGACGGCUACUGCAAACACGGCACCUGUUCAAUCCAAAGCAGGGGACUUCCCCUCUGUGAGUGCAAGCUGGGAUGGAGCGGCAGGAGAUGUGAUGAAUGCAUUAAUAAGACACAAUGUGACAACUUGUGUGCAGAUGUCGAGUGUCACAAUGGAGGGAACUGCAUCAUGACGGGUCCCCCGCAGCCCAAGGCUCGCUGCUCCUGUGUGCCGGGCUACCAUGGCUCAUCCUGCCAGUUCUCACUGUGUGACACUUGUGUCAAUGGCCAGUGUUCCAUCAGGAGUGGCAUGCCACACUGCGAGUGUGACCCAGGCUGGACCGGCAGACUGUGUCAGGACCGAACGUGCCACGAAGGAGAUGAACACUGUGGCUGCCCUGUUGGCUAUCAUGGCAAGAACUGUGAUCACCAUGUGUGUGAGAACUACUGCUACAAGGGCCUGUGUGUGAUGGAGGAUGGGGAGCCCACCUGCCAUUGUCCUCUUGGCUACAGUGGGGACAAAUGCCAACAUAAUGACUGUGAACACUUUUGCCACCGUGGAUCAUGUCAGCCCACCAAGAAAGGGCCAACCUGCAUCUGCGAGGAGGGGUAUGCGGGGCGGCGUUGCAUGGAGCCUGUCCCCACUGGCCCCUGCAGCCCCUCCCCCUGCCGGAACAGUGGCACAUGUGUGGUGGUGCAGGGGAAGGGGGUGUGCAGAUGUCCCCCGGAGUUCAUGGGGGACAAGUGCCAGUAUGGGGUGAAGGCAAAUGAGAACCCAUGUAGCACUCUUACCUGCCUCCAUGGUGGGAUCUGCCAGAUGGAGUUCAGUGCUGCAGUGUGCAAGUGUCAAGCAGGCUGGGCAGGAGAGAACUGUGGCAUCCAGACGGUGUGCACGGAUGACUGGUGCUACAAUGGGGGAACGUGUAGCCCCAACCCAGAGCUGGACAAGGAGCCUCUCUGCGAUUGUCCUGAAGGUCAAUUUGGACUGCGUUGUGAAUCUUCCAAAGACGAGAGGCACGGUGUCUCAGAAGAGCCGACGACCAACACAGCCACCGUCAUCAUUGGGGUGUUUGUUGCCGUGGUGGUGCUGGUGGUAGCGGUGGUGGUGGCGUGGCUUUUGCAGCGGCAGCGGGCAAAGGGCAUCUCCCAUGUACGUCUGGAGGAGAAUGGCGGCACAGUGGAGAUGACCAACCCUAUGUACAUGCAUGCAUCCAGUGACCAGGAGGAUGACCCCAACCCUGUCUUCUCCCUGCAUGAUUCGCUGAACACCUUCAAAAACCCGGUGUACGACACUCUCUACAACGAGGCAGCAGCAACACCGCUCAACCAGGAAGAGAAGACUGGUUUGCUACAAUCGGACCCGCUGGGCGUCCUCGACACAAACGGUCCAACUGGGUCCAAGUCCUAACACCAACUAUCCCACCCAACCCCUCUCACAACCCCCACCACCGCCACCGCUACACAAACAACAACAACAACAACGGUAGCACUAGUAGAGCCAAGCAGCCGACUUAUGUGGACCUGUAGGACACUGAUCAGGAGGUGCUGGAAGGCUUGUCGACGCCUGGAAAAUGUUUUAUUAUAUAUAUACGAGGAUGUGUUCCUGCGUCUCCUGCACAGGUGAAGGUGUGAAGUGGUGAUAAUGAAAGAAAAUGAAAAAAGAAAGGUGUACUUGUGACUGGAUAGAGAAAAGUAAAAUGGAGGGAGGAGGAAACCAAGAUUUUAAUCAUUUGGUAAUUUGCAGUUGAUCUGAGUUUCCUCUCUCUCCAAUGAAAAAGAAUAUAACUAGGCUGCUGCUAAUGAAAGGGAAUGAAAAUAUUAUCAUGUGUGUGUACCUGUGUGUGCAUGCAUGUUUGUGUAUGUUUGUGCGUGGUGGGAAAUGUAUAUUACUUAUGUCCACACAGAGCAUUGAGAGAGGUUGUGUUUCCUUAAAGCAGGCUUAGUGGCCUGGAAGUGUCACAAAGGACAGAGACUGGAUGGUGUUUGUGCCAGUGUGAUAUAGUGACUCCUGCCUGAAGUAGUGAUGCUCUGAGAACUUUGUUUUUCUGAGCAUAUUAUCAUCCUCCUGCCAUGAAGUCAAGAGUGGUGAGGCAUUACUGUGCUGUGUGUUUAUACAGUUUGGGAGAUGUGUAUGUAGGGUUUUGAUACCUUAGUGUUUAUGCUUGUAAAUUUGUGCUUUACUUUGAAAAUACCCAGUCAUCUUUAAUGCUCACUUGUAUAGUUUUGAUGGUAAUUGCUGUAUGGCAGAAUUUUGUAGUACAUAGGAAAUUUAUAGAUGAUGAAUGUUUAAAAGUUGGUGUCAAAAUGGUACAAAAAAAGGAAAUGUCAAGUGAGUGACUUAGAAUAUAUGAAAACUUAAAGAUGCUUUACUCAGCUUAACUGAUAUUGACUCAAGUAGAUCAUGUCAGAAAUCAAAGAUGAAUAGAAGAAAUUAAAUAGUGUGUGUGUGUGCGUGUGUGUGUGUAGCAGCCAUUCAUUGUGUGAAGAGAUGACAAGAAUAAUUACUCAGUUGUGUAUUUUAAGUUGCCUAGGAACGUUUUUCUUACAUUAUGAUCAGUGAGGCUUUCUUAUGACAAUUUCAUUUUAAGUGAAGAAUACUAUUGUGGCCUUGACAAAAAACUCAAAAGGAUACUCAUCAAAAUACAGUACUAAAUGGAUGUUGAUGUUUCUGAACUGCAUCUGGAAGUUGUACAAGUGUACAACUGAUACAUAUCAAUGCAGCAUUAGUCUAUGUUCAGGCCAGACUGAUGUCCCCAAAGAGAUAGAAAACCUCUGUAAAAUAAAGGAAAAAUAGAGGACAGUUGCUAGAGAGGUGUGUGUGUGUGUGUGUUAGAGCAGAGCAAAUUUCCCUUUCCAUUUUAGAUUUGCCUGCACUGGUGCCAUAUUGUACAUAUUUCUAUGCAUAAUAUAGUGCAGGAUACAAUGUGUGUGUGUGUGUGUGUGUGUGUGUGUAUGAGAGAGGGUGAGGGUGAGGGAGAGGGAGAGGAGAGGGGAGAGAGAGAGAGAGUGCUUAUUUGAAGUAUGUAUAUUGAUUAUUUGAAAGUGGUUUAAAGUACCUCAUAAAUUGGAGGAUAUGAAGGAAAACAAGUACAUUAUGGUCAUGGUGUGUGAUAUUUAAGAAGCAUUAGCCUUUGUUGAUUCCUGUGUUGAUGUCAUAGUUUAAAGUGUCUGUAGAUGAGAGGAUGCCAGGUCACCUCUUGAUGUGUGCCUCCAAUAUGCUACUCACUGGACACACUGACUAGUGUCUGAGCCACAGCACUGCACCACUAUUCAUUCAGUCAUGAUCACAGCUGAACUUUGCUAUUUUGCUCAUUAUGUGAGUAAUGAUUCAGCAGUGUGUGCCACACACCACUAAGUCUCACCUUUCAUAAUCAUGUACACAUCUUUUUUAUCACAUGGUCACAGAAGUGCAGGAAGCUGUGCUUGUGGUGGGCACUUGUUCCUAGUACCACGUUGCUGAUCACUGUACUCGCUGCUUUAUGAAUCAAGACUUAUGUAGAAGUCAUUAUCACUGUCAUUACCAUUAAUUUAAGGAAACAAUAGAGCAAUAAGAAGGAAAAACAAGUCAAUUUUAUGUAUAUGUAAAUAUCUAUAUGACUAUAAAUAUAUGUACAUUGCACAAGACUUGCAGAAGGAGCAACUUUCUCCAGAUACUGGCUGCUGGUUUGGUGACCAGUGCUCCUUGCCGAGUGCUGCAGUGAGCGGCACCAUCCAGUCUGGGGUUUGGCAGUUUGACAAAGUGUUCUGUGUACUGGACAGCUUUAAGUCAGUGGAUCUAGUUUGGCUUCACCAGGUUGGUUGAUUCUCACUGUGUCUGAGGAAAUUAAUUCCUCUUAUGCAAACAUGUGAUCAUGGAAUGUGUAUCCCCUACACCUACAGUGUGACGGCAAUUGUCAACUUGGAAUAUUUUUAUCUUGUUCAAGUUUUAAAUGGUUUUGUUGCAUAUGCAUUUUAGAGCGGACUGCUGAGUUUGACUUCAUUUCUGCAGUUUUAUGUAGUGCUUUCUGAAGCCGUAAUGCUUUUUUUUUUUUUUUUUUUUUUUUUUUUUUUUUAUGACCAUAAUGUUCCUAUCCUUGCUGUGUGUGUGUGUGUGUGUGUGUGUGUGUGUGUGUGUGUGUGUGUGUGUGUGUGUGUGUGUGUGUGUGUGUGUGUGUAUAGCUUUGCCACAAGGUACAAGAGUUACAACAUAAAGAAGUACAAGAAGUCAAGAAUCACCAGUGAUAAACAUCCUAGUGUCUUAUGUUCAUGUGCCUCAUUAUUUUUGGCCUCAGACUGGUGAUUCUUGAGGCCAAAUGGCAACUGUAGUUGAUGAAAGGGACGGCAUAAUCUUUCCCUAAGUGUGUGUGUGUGUGUGUGUGUGUGUGUGUGUGUGUGUGUGUGUGUGUUUGCAGGCUGGAGGGUGCCAGGGGCCAUUCUUCAUUAGCUCCUGUGGAUGUGACAAAUAGUAUUCCUUACUGUUACUUGAAUGUAAUCUUGCAUUUCUAAUGAGCUUGGGCACACACACUGCCUUAUGCCGUCAGGGAAAAAGUUUUCAUAUUUCAAUCUGUUGGGUUUGAGAAGGAAAAAGUAAAGCUGCCCAAUGAAAACAUUAACUGUGAAACCUACUGAUGAGCAAUUGUGUGUCUAGGAGUGCAUAACCUAGUCAGUGUAGUAAGCAGUGAUGCAGCAGACUCAGUCACAUUUGCUGGUGGAUGAAUUGUUUUGCUUGAUGUAGUAUCACCAUGAAAACAUCUCAAACAAAGAUGAAAGAAAGAAAAGGUGUAAUGGCAAGAAAGAAUAUCAAUAGUACUGAUAAUUAAUUGCAGUGUUUUGAAAAUGAUGAAAGUUUAUGGUAUCCCUGUAUACAUACAUACUAGGCAUUAUACUAUUGUGUAUUUGCUGAUAAUACAUCACUUUUAUAAUACAUACAAAAGGUAUAUUACUUUACAGAACUUUUUCCUUUUUUUUCCUUUUAUUUAAUAAUGCAAGAAUAGAGAUUGUUUUUGUAUAUGUUCACUACACAGAUCAGUGGAUUUGUAUAUGUUCUGUCUUGAAAUAAGAAGCUGCAGUGGAGUGGCCUAGUAUUCGGUGGAUGUCAUCACAUAUUUUAGAGAUGAUGGUAUUGUACUACUGAAAAUCGUCUUGUUCAAUGCUGUAGAAAGCAACAGUAUUUCAUUUAAUUGAUGUACAGAUUGAUCUUGAUUGUGUGGUAAUAGGCACUUUAUAUGAAUGAGGGACAGAAGUGCGAGCUACACGUGUUGCGAGAGUGAGAAAAAUCAACUUCUUGUGUGAUCCACACCAAGUAAUACUUGUAGAGUGGUAGCCGAGAUCUGCCCACCGAUUUCAUAUAUUCUAGUGUGUUCAGAAAGUGUUCAGAAAUACUUAAGUGUGUUUAACUCUUUGACUGCUUCUGAUGGUGAUAUGAUCUGGUUCUGUGGAAUAAAAAUUGAAGCAAGUAAAGGCUUGAGUUUUCCAAGUCGCUUCUUUUGCUGUUGGUUUUUAAAUAGUAUUUGAAAUAUAACACAUUUAUAGUAUCUAGGUCAACAAGCCACAACAGUCAAAGGGUUAAGAAGAGUUAGGAACUAGAAAAGUGAAGUGAAAUGCAGACUUUGGUAGUGAGAGAAAAGGAAUAGCUGUUAACACACUACACUGUCUCAACCAUGACAAGCUUACACCUCUGUGCCGAGUGAAGUCAACACCCACCUCUCCCUCCUUCCCUCUCAUAUUAUCCAGGAGUUGUGUUGAGGUCUUUCUUCACUUCCCUACUUGAGUUUAGUAAAUUCACUGGCAGCAGUCAGUAACCCACACUCAUUUAUACUGUACAGUGUAUUUUCUCUUAGUCUUGAGUCUAAUUUGCCAACAGAGUUAUGAAAUGACAUCUCAUAGUGGCAGACAGAUCAGAGGACUUAGAGAAAAUGCUUUAUAGAUUGGAAGUGAGUGUGACACACAGAUUACUGAUUGUGGCUAUGUUCUCUCACACUUGGCAUGUAAUCCUUGAGUCAGUCAGUCAGAUAGAGUGGCUGAAGACACGAGGAAUAUAUGUUACUGUGGUGGUGGUAUUGCUGUAGUACCUCAUCCAUACUCCAUGUCCUGCCACAGGGAGAGUCUGGCACUAGGUGUUUUUAUAUCUUAAGGAAUGAGUGAUGUCUGCCUAUUUUUGUACAUAAGAAAAUAACAAUGAUCACUUUAUUAA